This is a messenger RNA of Pyricularia oryzae 70-15, 943 nucleotides long. RefSeq lists its product as uncharacterized. Bases 183 to 668 code for a protein of 161 amino acids. The transcript has 4 exons. The record is from RefSeq and is a predicted model, not a curated record. Lineage: Eukaryota; Fungi; Ascomycota; Sordariomycetes; Magnaporthales; Pyriculariaceae.
CCGUCCCCGCGUUGACUUUCAAGGGAACAGGAUGGAACUCUUGUGAGCAACCUCGCGUCAACUAAAAGUCGCCAGUACUGUGUUGGCGCUCAUCCAGCCGCAAACUCAUUUUGCUGCAUGAGGGAGCGUGCUCUGAUCCCAUACCACCGAACCGCAGCAACCGCACUUUGCAAUCAGCGACCAUGUCGAAAGCUGUCCAACCCCGCAUAUUUAUUCUGCUCGACGAGCUUGCAGCCUUUGAGGCUGUAGAGGGACCAACUGCUGUUUCUGCCGGCCGACCCUCCAAUGACGAAGACCAGGACCUGCAUACAUGGGUUGGCACAAUCAUCGGCCCUUCAGUGAUUGUCGGCGGAAGGAACCAGAGCAGCUUUUGCGACAGGAUCUACAGCUUGAAGCUAUACUGCAGCGACAAAUACCCAUACGAACCACCUACCAUACACUUUAUCAACAAAAUCAACCUACCCGGCGUUGACCCGACCGAUGGUCGCGUAGACCCUUCCAAGUUCAAUCUUUUGAAGGAGUGGAUCGCCACUGGCAACCCCCAGCAACACCUCAAGUUUUCCAUCUCUAGCGCGCUAUACGAGCUGCGAACAUACAUGCAAAGGAACUAUCAACUCCCGCAGGAAGAGGAAAACGCCGUCUACGAUUGCUACAAAGACAACCGCUAGCACAUUUCGUGUAAGGGUAUAGAGCGUUCAUCAGCGCGUUACUCGGGGUAACGCAUUCACGAAGUAUUGAAACACGAUAAGAGGCGAGCGCUGGGAAUUGUCGAGAGCGGAUAGCACCGAGCCAUGAUUAGACAUGACGAAUGGCAGUGGAGAAAGAAAGAUUACUGAUGCGGGUCUUGAGAACUUUCGAUUACCGAUUCAAUUGAGGCCGAUAGUACUGAAUAGAUGUAAAGAAUUGGCAUUUUGCUAGUAACUGCGCGUUGAAUUAUUGUUGA